This is a messenger RNA of Prunus mume (Japanese apricot), 1335 nucleotides long. The record is from RefSeq and is a predicted model, not a curated record. NCBI's taxonomy places the organism in Eukaryota, Viridiplantae, Streptophyta, Magnoliopsida, Rosales, Rosaceae.
UCAUUAUGCCGAAUUACCUUAUUUUGCCCCGUUCAAAAAUACGGAUCAUGCUGUGUGAGGCCUUACUUAAUUAGGCCGUGUUCAUGCCGUACUCGGGCCGGCACCAAAUUACCUUAUUCUCCCUCUUUCUCCUCCACCUCUACCUGCUCAGAGAUCGCACUGCCGCGACGAAAACCAGGAUAACAGAGGCGAAACCCUCGCAGGUGGGUUUCAGAUUCCGAAGAUUUGAGCUUCAGACUCAGAGACGCUGAAGAUGAUUAUGAGGAUGUGGAGAUCUGCUUCUGCUUAUCGCAACCUACGCAGACACAGAGGAGGUUUGCCUUUUCUUGAAUCUAGUGUUUUCUUCAACAAUUACUUGGGGGCUUUGUUUCAUUCUCAAUGUUUAGAGCGAAGAAAAUAUAAAAACAUAUACAAGGCUCGGCAUUUUGAGAGCAACUCAAACUCACCCGAAAUCACUGAUCUUGAGGACGCUUUGAAUUUGUUCAAUUCGAUGCUUCAAACGCGUCCUCUGCCUUCAGUUGUCGAUUUCAAUCCAUUAUUGGGUCAAGUUGCGAAACUGAAACAUUAUUCUGCUGCCAUCUCUUUGUGUAAGCAAAUGGAUCUGUUGCCAAUUCUUCCUAAUGUCUCUACUCUAAACAUUAUGAUCAACUGCUUUUGUCAUCUGGGCCAAAUGGGCUGUAGCUUAUCGGUCUUGGCGAAGUUGUUCAAGUUCGGUUUUCAACCCGACGCUGCCACCUACAACACUCUAAUCAAGGGCUUCGUUAUGGAGGAUAGAAUUUCUGAGGCAGCAGCACUUUUCAGUAAAAUGCUGGAGGACGCGCCCUCAUAUUCCUUUACCAAAUUAGGACAUCCUAAUGCCAGGACACAUAUCUUUACUCAUUUAGGACAACCUAAUGUCAGGACGUAUACGGUAAUGAUUAGCGGACUUUGUAGCAAGGGCCGAAUUAGUGAAGCGGAAAACUUACUUACACUAAUGAAGGAGAGAGGUUGUUCUCCAAAUGGCUACACCUACAACACACUUAUCCGAGGGUGUAUCAAUAAUAAAGAGACAUCAAGGGCGUUCAGACUUGUUCAAGAAAUGGCAGACAUGGGUUUCUCUGCGGAUGAUUCAAUCAUGAAGUGGGUAGUUGAUUUAUUGUCUAAGGAUAAAUUAGAUCCUGAAUUGGUUAAACGUAUUUGGUAUUUUAAAUUAUUUUACACAAUGCUUAAACCCUAAGAAUCACUCCAUAUAGAAGCUAGCUGUGCUUCAGAAACUUCUUUUCCUUCAUUUUUUUUUGGGUGAAAUUGGGUGGGGGGUGAGGGGGUUACUUUUCCUUCAUUUUUCCUAUUAAAGUU